UUUUGGAGCAGCAACAUGCCAAGCUCGCCAAAGCUGGCGCUCGCCGACGACGAGAACUACAUCUUGCGCGGUGUGCCGACGCUCGUACCAGGCCACGGCACGGAGCUCCUCGUUGCCUUUGUGUCGCCGACGCCGCCACGUGGUCAAGUCUUUGCCAACGAGGUCCAUGUCGCGCUGCUCGAGCGGACGCCGGACGGUAUCGCCGGCCGCUACCGCCUGCGCGACGAUGCGACGCAUAUCGUGCACAGCUACACGUACGACGCCGAGCUCGACGACGACGAUCGCGCGGGCAGUCGGCUCGAGAUGGCCUUCUCGCCGACAGACCCGACGGCACUGUUUGCGUGGACGUGGGAUGCGCCGACGCUGUACAAGCUGCACGUUGACCCUCGCCGCGGCGUGCGCUUGGUAUGCCGCCGCGGCCUCGGGUUUCGGCCCGUCCGAAAGGCCAACUUUGGGCUCGGCAUGUACUUUACGCGGGAUGGUCGCUAUUUACACCUCGUGUCGACGUGUCCGUGGGACGACUACCAGUUUGACGCGCUCUCGCUUUCGCUGCUGCAGCGCACCCGGUCGUGUCCGUGGCCAUAUGCGUCGAUCUCGUACGUCGGGUACUCGAAUCAAGUGCUCGUCGCGGCUGAUGCGGUAGGUGCGCUGGUGGCCCUCGAGCUCAACAGCCGGUCGUUUCUCGGGCUGCAGCUCCCGACCGGCGACCACUUGCACGUUUCGCUUGGGGCGACACAGCUGAGUCUGGUACCCUGUUACAUCCAUGGACGCUUUGCACUCAGUGCGACCGCGCUCCACGAGAAGCGUCGAUACCACGGGGUCUUUCGGGACAUUUGGCACCUCCUCGAGAUCUCGCCACUGCAGCUGCAGCCGUGGGUGCCCCCAACGGUGCAGUGGCCGCGCACCGCCGACGGCGACUUCGACGACGACGACGUGGCACUGGCACCGGUGGAAGCAACGCCAACGAUCACGUAUGCGCUGGCGUUGGAUCUCCCGGACGCACCGUGGGUCGAGGUCACGGCGUCUAGUCCUAGCACUCACUAUCUGCGCUGCAGCCCGCUAUGCAUCGACGGCGAAAUGUACCAGCUGGACAUUGUCCGACCCCACACGGCCUUGAUCCGCCACCCGAUCUCCAACGCGUGCAUGCAUGUGCUCCAGUACAACGAGGUCGACGACAUUGAGAUCCUCCAUGUCCUUAGCCGCGGCAAGGUGCUGUCGUGGACGAGUCCCUUCCUCUUGGCAAGCGGCCCGCUGCAGCUCGCGACACCCAUGGUCUAUAAACCUAUCGGAAAUGGCAUCCUGCCGACCGACGAUGCCGUGUUCCAGGCUGCGGCCUUCCACUACACCGACGACGACCGCCUCGCGACGUCAACCUUUCGCGUGCUGGGGCCGCACACGCUCGCGAUGGUACUUUCGGCCGGGUACCUCUGCCUCGCCGACCUGCUGACGAUGCUGCGGUUGCUGCCAAGCCUGCGCCGCGACUGCUUCCAACACGCUGAGAUGCGCCGAUGCAUGCUGCGCACGCAUUUCUUGGACUGCGUCGAGUCGACGUUUCUGUGGCCCGACGACGCCGCGCACUACGAAGCCAAGGCGGCGUCGCUGCUCCUCUUCUUGACAACCAUCCAUGACGAAGAAGCGUACGAGCUGCUCGCGGCGUCGGCGUAUUUUAAGCUCCGCGGCGAACGGCGCGACCGGACCCUCGCGCGCGAUUACCUCGAGAUGCUGCCGCCCAAGACGCGCACGCUGCAUGGCAAGAAUGGCGACGUGGUCGUUAUACAUGUGUCGACCGAAUGACGUUAUACGACACACUUGUACAGUACCGUAGAUGCAAGCAAGGAAAAAGGAGUUCAUUGUUCAAUAUGAGACAUGACGUAAGGGA
Saprolegnia parasitica CBS 223.65 is the source of this 1879-nucleotide messenger RNA. RefSeq lists its product as hypothetical. The transcript has a single exon. The record is from RefSeq and is a predicted model, not a curated record. Bases 16 to 1794 code for a protein of 592 amino acids. Lineage: Eukaryota; Oomycota; Saprolegniomycetes; Saprolegniales; Saprolegniaceae.